Molecule: messenger RNA, 2174 nt
Organism: Zophobas morio
Lineage: Eukaryota; Metazoa; Arthropoda; Insecta; Coleoptera; Tenebrionidae
Product: proteoglycan 4-like
Exons: 5
Coding region: 60-2111 (683 amino acids)
Source: RefSeq, a predicted model, not a curated record
AUCCGUUUGGAAGUAGGUACAGCAAAACUUGUCAUUUGCUGCUUUUCCACUACGACACCAUGGCGGAAAAACUCCUGCGAAAUAUCCAACUCUUUUCAGAAAAUGAUCUCUCCGAAUUUCUGCAACAAAACGGACACAGCGACUUCAAGCAAAUUUUAAGCAACGCGGAAAUCAACGAUGGCGAAAAAUUUUUGAAUCUCACCGAAUUGCAAAUACGCAGUUGGAACGUGCCUUUAGGCACAAGGCGAAGACUCAUGGCGUUUUUGACGGACGUAAAGGCAAACCCGCAGAAUUUUCUCUCGAAAGAGCAGACUGCGAAAUGUACGCCUUUGAAUCGACGUCAAAGUUUGCGCACUAAAAGUGAUUUCAAAGAAAAACUAGAGCAGGUUAUUACGGUGCCUAAGCAAAUGACGGAACCCAAACCGUUCAAAAAACCUACAAUAAAACCACCGUUGGAGGAUCCACCUUUACCUUCACCGUCGCCAACUGAAGAAUAUUUACCCAUGGAUAUGGGAAAAGGAGAAGAUCUUGAAGGUCAUUACGACGACGGUGGGUAUUUGGUUCCUAUUGAACCAUCGAAACAGAUUGAAGAGGAUACAUACGAACCUCCACCCUCUGAGAAACUUGUAACGAAUUUUGCUCCAAGUAACCACAAACCAAAAACCGUAACGAGUCCAUCUUCUAGUCUUUACCCACGAAAAGUAGAUAUAUCUUUAAGAGCACCUCUGGCUUUACCCAGAAAUAGUACCGAUGAAAGAGGGUACAUACGAGGACCUGAAGAUCUCGUACCUCCUAACGACAGAAACACAGAAAACGCACCUCCUCUGUUUCCCAGAGUUGCCCCGAAAAACCAGAGAAAUGUACCUUUCAAGUCUCUAGCUAGUACACCCAGUCCUACCACUGCCAAACAGUUUCCAAAAGCAUCAGCAGAAAGCGAAAGCGAUGAAGACGUAGCUUAUGAACCUAUCGAUGAACAACCCGAUAUACCUUCCAGACUCAGUCCAGGGGAACCAAAUCCGGAUAACCCGACUGGGUCCAUUACCCGGCUCUUCUCGAAUUUUCUGAAAUUAAACAAGAAAGCAAACGUACCCAGAUCCGAACCUAUUGAAAUCCAGACGAAUAGCUUGGAUCGAAAAGAGUUACCAAAAAAGGAUUCAGGUACGGUUCGUUCACCUUCUGUUCGGUCACAGUCGCCUAACUAUACUGCGCGACCGUUGCCUCCACUACCGACAUCAAAAGGGCAUUUUAAACCUCCCGAUAGAAAAGAACGAGACGAGGAACCACUCGAAGAAUAUGAAAAUAUUGAAAAACGCACGCAAUUUAGAGCUCCAAAAGUAGAAGAAAGCGAAGAGCCGCUGGAAGAAUACGAGAACAUUGAAAAACACAUAAGACCCAGAACCCCUGAAACAGAAGACGAUGAACCCUUGGAACCUUACGAAAAUAUUCAAAGGCAUCCAUCGAACGGAAGCAUCAAAAGUACAAAAUCUCGUGCUGUUGCUCCAGACGAUAGUUUUAAAAGAGAUAAGCCUAAAGUUGAACCUAGUCCAACCGUUGAGCAGGAAGCUGCCACAAGACAUAAAAAUACUGACGAUAAUAAGAAACCCAAAUAUCCAGAAAGUUACGAACAGUUUCAUAUGGGGAAGUCCAAGUUUGGUAAAAACCCACUUCCACUACCACCUACUUCUUUACCUCAAAUUAAACUGGAUCCGGGAUUUUUAACAAUGCAGAACAAUGACUAUGACUGCGAACCUGAGGAUUAUGGCGACUAUUUAAUAAACCUGAACGACGAACCUUUUUACCGAAACACCGACCGCAAAGGCGCCAGACUGCUGCUUUACGACCUCGAUGAUGGCGCUUUUGUAUUCCGGCCCAGUAAGAAAUUCUUCUUAACCAUAUCGCUAAAGUACCACGGUAGGUACUUCAACCUGGGCAUUGACAGGACACCCAACAACAUGAUGCGGCUUAAUACAACUGGAGUCCACACGUCGCCAGAAUUUCGCACCCUCACAGAAUUCGUUGAUCACUUCACGAAAGAACACUUGACAUUUGAAUACCAAGGCCACGUAGUUGAAACCUACUUAGCCACAACCCUACCAUCCAACAGAUUUUAGUAUGAUAUGUACUUUGUAUUUAAAAAUAGCUCUACUCGUAAAUAAACUUUUAUUUAAUAAAAA